Molecule: messenger RNA, 957 nt
Organism: Contarinia nasturtii (swede midge)
Lineage: Eukaryota; Metazoa; Arthropoda; Insecta; Diptera; Cecidomyiidae
Gene: Ski6
Product: exosome complex component RRP41
Exons: 1
Coding region: 119-862 (247 amino acids)
Biological process (GO): U4 snRNA 3'-end processing; poly(A)-dependent snoRNA 3'-end processing; nuclear mRNA surveillance
Cellular component (GO): nuclear exosome (RNase complex); cytoplasmic exosome (RNase complex); nucleolus
Source: RefSeq, a predicted model, not a curated record
UUACUACAACUGUCAAAAUUCCGAUAAUUAUUAUAGUCAGAUGGCAUGUGUUUUUUGCUGUGAAGAAGAAAAAUAUCGAUAAAAAAUAGUAAAUAUAUAUUGAAAAAAAAAAAAAAAAAUGUCCGGUGAACAAGAGUUGAUAUCAGAUCAAGGAUUACGAUUGGAUGGUCGACGAGCGAAUGAGUUACGUCGUAUUCAAUAUAAAUUAGGUGUAUUCACACAACCCGAUGGCAGUGCAUAUUUGGAGCAAGGCAAUACAAAAGUGCUGGUUGCUGUUUACGGUCCGCACAAACAAACGAAAUCAAGUGAUGAAUUUGUGUUGAAUUGUCAGUAUAGUAUGGCCACAUUUUCAACGAGUGAACGAAAAAAUCGUCCGCGUGGCGAUCGAAAAUCUGAAGAAAUGGCCAUUCAUUUGAAACAAUCAUUGCAAGCUGCCAUUAUGAUUGAAUUGUAUGAACGUUCACAAAUCGAUGUGUUUGUUGAAAUUCUUGAAGCCGACGGUGGAGCCUAUUGUGCAUCGGUAAAUGCAGCCACAUUGGCAUUGGUCGAUGCUGGCAUUUGUUUACGUGAAUAUGUUUGUGCAUGUACGGCAUCGAUUGCAAACGGUGACAUUCCAUUGUUGGAUGUAUCACAUAUUGAAGAAGUAUCCGGCGGACCAACACUUUGUAUUUCAGCAUUGCCAAUGUCGGAAAAAGUGGCACUACUCGAGAUGUCACAACGAUUUCAUUUGGAUCAUUUGCCAAAAGUGCUAAAAACCGCAAUGGAUGGAUGCAAAGAAAUUCAGAAAAUCAUCGACAAAGCCGUUCGUGAAUAUUCAGCCGCUGUUGGUGCAGCCAGUGAUUGGGGCAUUGGUAGCAACUGAAUUGUAAUCUUUUUCUCAAUCAGUGAUUAGUUCAUAUAAAAAAAAGAAAAUAGAAUAAGAAUUUCAAUAAAAAUUAAUUUCAUUUGUAUCACGUU